UGCCCCCGUCAGCUGAUCAGAGAGCCGCUGCGGAAUUAAGUCGCGUUGCUGCGAUAUUUUCAUAAAAUCAACGACAGAACGAAUAUGAGACGAUAAAGAGCGACUCCGUAUCACAGAGAACAUGACAGGAAACAGUCUGGUAUUACCCAUAGUUCUGUGGGGCCACAAUGCGCCCACUCACUGCAUCUCCAGCCUGCUGGUGAUGGACGAUCUGGCCACCAUCAUCACCGGCUGCCAUGAUGGACAGAUCUGCAUCUGGGACAUGACCCCAGAGCUGGAGAUCAAUCCUCGCGCUCUGCUGUUCGGACACACGGCUUCUGUCACCUGUCUGUCCAAGGCCAGCGCAGGAAGUGACAAACAAUACCUCGUCAGCGCCUCCGAAAGCGGGGAAAUGUGUUUAUGGGACGUCAAUGAUGGACGCUGUAUUGAGUUCACCAAACUGGCCUGUGCACACACCGGAAUACAGUUUUAUCAGUUCACCAUCGGCACACAGAGGGAGGGCCGUCUUCUGUGUCAUGGGCAUUACCCAGAAAUCCUUGUAGUGGACGCUACCAGUCUAGAGGUCCUUUACUCGCUCGUGUCCAAGAUUUCGCCUGACUGGAUCAGUUCCAUGAGCAUCAUUCGCUCGCAUCGCACGCAAGGUAACCGCUGCUGUUUUGGCAUGUGA
Sinocyclocheilus rhinocerous is the source of this 667-nucleotide messenger RNA. RefSeq names its product WD repeat-containing protein 7-like. Gene Ontology annotation, molecular function: protein binding. The record is from RefSeq and is a predicted model, not a curated record. The transcript has 5 exons. The coding region runs from base 122 to 667 and encodes 181 amino acids. Lineage: Eukaryota; Metazoa; Chordata; Actinopteri; Cypriniformes; Cyprinidae. Gene Ontology annotation, cellular component: cytoplasm.